Neodiprion fabricii is the source of this 781-nucleotide messenger RNA. RefSeq lists its product as uncharacterized. The record is from RefSeq and is a predicted model, not a curated record. NCBI's taxonomy places the organism in Eukaryota, Metazoa, Arthropoda, Insecta, Hymenoptera, Diprionidae. Bases 176 to 655 code for a protein of 159 amino acids. The transcript is spliced from 2 exons.
CAAGAUUCAAUUAACGAACGACGGCAGACGCAAAUCGCCUUAUACAGUAGAUUAUAAGCUGUUGUCAGCCAUCUGUGACGGAGCUGAUAAUUUACAUCUUUUGCGCCUUCUCUUAACGGCUCUAUUCUCCACUCCGCGUUUAUACUGCCAGUUUACCAGCUCCCACGAACGACGGAUGACUCGAGCAGAAAUGAUUGUACCAAUAAUCGUUGUUUUGCCGUAUCUUCUGGGACACAGCGUUGCGAACGCGCGCGUAUUUUAUCUCGACGAAUCGACCAAGGGUGAUGUUACUGGGUACGAAAAUUUCAACGAUCUUGAACAAUCCUCCCGUGAUUUGGACCUCAGUUUUUCAACCGGAGACACGUCGAGUAACUAUAACAAUUAUCACAGAGAGGCUGGUUUUCCGAUUUUCAAACGGAUCAAUCCGGUACGCCCGUACGGAAUUCCGGAACAAAAGUACGUGAAAAUUAAGGAAGAUAUGGACCGCCCCCACGCUUAUUACAAUCUGAUCGAAGUACCCGAGGAACGACCCAGAUUCAAAGGAAUCCUCGUUGAUCCGAGAGAAAACGCGAAAUGGUCUCAGGUGUCCACCGAGGAUCGUAAAGGCGAAGUGAUACUGGAGUUGAGAAUAAUAACUAACAACGAUGCUGUGUAAUUUCCCGGUACAGGCAAAACGAUUGCCUUGUACUCACAUAUUUUACUUUAAAAAUAUCCGCCUGUCCGUUGCUCCUGAAAAGAUUUAAGCUGUUGUUUUACGUUUAUAAUAAAUCCUAAUAUGAUU